This is a messenger RNA of Galendromus occidentalis (western predatory mite), 3010 nucleotides long. It is a transcript of the gene drongo, whose product is annotated as Arf GTPase activating protein drongo. The transcript is spliced from 8 exons. The coding region runs from base 1 to 1845 and encodes 614 amino acids. Gene Ontology annotation, molecular function: GTPase activator activity. Gene Ontology annotation, cellular component: membrane; cytoplasm. The record is from RefSeq and is a predicted model, not a curated record. NCBI's taxonomy places the organism in Eukaryota, Metazoa, Arthropoda, Arachnida, Mesostigmata, Phytoseiidae.
AUGGCCGCUCGCAGCAAGAGGUCCGCUGACGAGCGGAGAUUGGCAAUUUUACGAGAAAUUGCAAAUGAAGGAGCUAACAGAAACUGUUUGGAGUGUCAUCAGCGAGGUCCCACCUAUGUCGACAUGACUAUAGGCUCGUUCGUUUGCACCAAAUGUUGUGGAUUGCUACGAGGUCUGAACCCUCCACACCGGACCAAGUCGAUCACGAUGACGAGUUUCACGGACGAAGAAAUCGAUUUCAUCAGAAAUCGUGGCAACGAGUUCAAUCGGUACGUUUACCUCGGGACAUAUGACGAGAGAUCUAAUUUGGAAAAGGAGAGCCUGAGAGAAGACCACAAGAUUCGUGAAUUUCUGGUGCAGAAAUACGAACGUAAGAGAUGGUUCGUAGACCCAGAGAUCGCUCAACAUAAAAUGCAGCUGGACAGACGGCAGAAAGCUGCCGCCGAACAAGGCGUCAGUUUGACAGGAGGCUCCGUAUCGAUGCCCUCGAAACCACCCGCAACCUUCGCAACACGUUCACAGCCUGUGACUCCCGCAGGUGGAGAGCUCUGGUCGCCUCUCCCGAGCCACAGUGCAACGAGCACUUCAUUCGCAGCGGAUAUGUUUGGCUUUUCCAGAGAUCCCGCACCUAUGGCCGUCGUGGGCCAACCGAAAAGUUCGACAUCGUCUGUGCCUUCAAGGGACAUUUUCGACCCCUUCCAAUCGGCUUCGAGUCAAGCUCUGACGACAGCGAUUUCGGCGCCACCGAAAGUGCAAGCGAAAGCGACUGCAAACGAUUUCGCGGAUUUCGAAUCGGCAUUCGGAGGACCAGCACCCGAAAUUCCGCCUCCGGCGGUCCACAGUCAAGCCCUUCCGACAAUGUUGCCAAUGCGACCGACGACGGAAGCGGUUGUGACGAAAGACGAGCCCAAGACUCAAGUUCCUCAGGCGGACCGAUACGCAGCACUCGCGGAAUUGGACGAAAUGUUUAGCGGACAGAAAACCGAUACCUCCACAAACUUCGCUGAUUCUGCGAAAGCGAGCGAUCCAUGGAAUAAUCAGCAAACGAGCGCGGUUGUGCCCCCUUCGAAUCCCUUUUCCCCCUCUGGACCGCUCCCGUCCUCGACGACAUCGACGACAAACCCCUGGGGAUCGCCAGCUGCGUCACAAUCGAGCACCGCUGCAACGACGUCUCCGAACCCGUUCGCCAUGGCCAACAAAAGUUGGGGUGGAACCUCCCCGGUGCUUAAGGAUCGCAUCACUCCGACCGGGGCCGUGAUGGGUGUCACUUCGGGACUGGCUGGUAUGCAGCUUAACGGCCAAAUGACUCCCUCGAACGGUGGUUGGUCGAACGGAAGUCUCCCUAUCGGAUCGAAUACUUUCCUUCAAAAUACUCCUCGACAAGUUCAAAACGCCUUCCCGGUCUCGUGGGGAGCUCAGCCUUUCGUCCAAAACGGGUUGAAGCAACAGCAGCCGCAACCGGACAACUGGGCUGUUUUCGGCCAGCAUCAGCAACCUCAGUGGCCUAACGGGUCAGCGACGACGCCAUCAACGACAACGAAUAAUUGUUGGGCUGGAACGAACGGGGCCAAUAGUACCAAUUUCGCUGAGGUUUGGCCUCAACAGAUUCCGAAUAGCGCCUCCUCGCCCUCGAUUGCCGCGCGUAGUACCAGUCCUACGGCAAACCCGACGCAACCAAACAAAGUCCUACCACAAUCUCUUUCGCUGCAUUCCCCAUUUGCUACAUCAAACGGAUCUAGUGGAAUCUCUAACGGCUCAAGAUACGUGAAUCCGUUUGCUGCGAAUGGUGCCAGUGGGGUUUCAACCGCCGCCCGAGUCUGUUCAACAAGUAAUCCCUUCCUGUGAGGGGCGAGAUUCGACGAAAAAUCGCUCUCUCUUGCGCAGCCAUCUUCAAUUAUCUUUGUCCGAGACUAGGUUUCUGAGGUCAGCAGUAUGAUCGCCCUUCUUUCCUUCCUGCAGUCCAAUCCCCAUUUUGUUUACUCUAUUGUUUGUUCUCACUCCGAUAUGACGUCUCUGUCUCUAGGGGGUUAUUGUCUUACAAGUGCCAGCCAUACUCCCCUCACAUUGUCACAGAGUAGUCAGCGAUUUUGUUGAUUAUCAUUUAGGGAACCCUCUCGUCUCCCUUCUGCCACCGACUGCGCUGUAUCUAAUGAACAGAUCUGGGAUCCGCGAUCCGUAAUAAGGCUUCUGAGCGAUGUUGAUGUCGUCAUCGGCCUUCCCGUCGGAAACUUGCGGACGGACUUCCGCGAGAACUUGAACUUUUGGAUGAGCUGAUUCGAACGGAUCAUUGGAGAUGGCGAUCGUCGACGACGAGGCUGACGACCUCUUCUACGAACAUUCGAGAAAUUCAUUCUUAGUGAAUUCCCUCUCAUUUUCCGACUUCUUAUUCCGCUGUUCAUGUGCGACACAAUCAUAGCGACAGCAACGCGGCCUCUUAGUAGCGCCAACAUUGUGUACAGUUCACAUUUUUCGUAUUGUGUUAUGUAUUUAAGAAUCGGACGAAUCGAGUGAGAGAAGUAAAGGCAAACUUAGACUUCGUAUCACAAAGGCCACAAGAAACUCACGAAGAUCACACGAGGGAAUCCAGGGAGCAGAACAACGAUUUCAAUCUGCUUCCGCAGUAGUCCGCGAAACCAUCUCCUCGAGAAUGAUCGAUGCCCCGAGUGACGCAGCGAGCGUCGUUCAACGAAACAUCGAAUCGAUAUCAACCGAAACUUGAGAUCGUGAAGAGUAUGAUGAAUAUAUUUUGAAUCGCUCCGAACACAAUGGGAGAAGAGAGAAACAAGCCUGUCCGAUCAGGCUCUGAACUCUAUGGAUCGGAGAACGUCAGGACAACGUUUUCAUCAACGUUUUCCGAACAGAGCUAAUGAAUUGAUUGAAUGAGAAAGCGAAUCGAUCGCGAAUGCCACAAGCCUAGGAAGGUACAGAUUAUAAAUUAACUACAAUCGUGAUUACAGAGGAACCAACUUAAUAAAGAGAAGCCGCAACUCGCUGGAAAUGCUCCAGCGAG